GCCAUGGGAGAGUUUAUCACGGAAGAGAUGCGCUCACUGUACCUCUGGGUAGAUGUCACUGCCCUUUUUAGAGAUGGUGGCCACUCAGCAGGAGAUGAAUGACGCCCAGCUGGUGCUCCAGCAACGAGACUACUGUGCCCACUACCUCAUCCGGUUUCUCAAGUGCAAGCGCGACAACUUCCCCAACUUCCUGGCCUGCAAGCACGAGCAGCACGACUGGGACUACUGCGAGCACCUCGACUAUGUGAAGCGCAUGAAGGAGUUUGAGCGGGAGCGGCGGCUGCUGCAGCGGAAGAAGAGACGGGAGCAGAGGGAGGCGGACAUGGCCAAAGGCCUGGGGCCUGGCGAGGUGGCCCCCGAGGUGGCCCUGUAGCGAACCUGCCCACCACUCUGUGGACCAGUCAAGAAAUAAAAGCCUCCAGGCCCCGCGGCCCAAGCUCC
Molecule: messenger RNA, 441 nt
Organism: Odocoileus virginianus texanus
Lineage: Eukaryota; Metazoa; Chordata; Mammalia; Artiodactyla; Cervidae
Source: RefSeq, a predicted model, not a curated record